AAAAAAUGCAACAGCACAAGGCAACAUAGUACAACACAAUCUACCAUGCACAUUGGACGAGCUGUCCGUUCGCUGGCGCUGGCGGCGACUAGCGUCCUAAGCGAGCCCUCUCUGCUAGAUCCCUUCGAUGUGGUUGUGGUUGGUAGUGGACCAGGUGGCCUCGUGGCAGCGGAGUACCUGUCGCGUGACCCGACCGUGUCUGUGUUGGUACUGGAAGCUGGCAUUGCGACCGUCGCCGCGAGUGGCGGCGUCGAUGUGUCGGAUGAAGCUGCAGGUACUGGCUUCACCCGGUUUGACAUUCCUGGUCAAUACACGUCCGUGGCGUUCACGCCCGACCCGACGCACAAGUAUCACCCCGAGUGGAUUGCGUCGCCACAGACAUUGUACAUUGGCAAAGGCAUUGGCGGGUCGUCGUCGUUGAAUGGGAUGCUGUACUUCGUACCCCCCGACGCGUAUGCAAAGGAGGCCAACUGGCCCAAUUCCGUCGCGGAAAUCAACGCCGGCUUCACCGAGAUCCAGAAGCUGUUCUCGACCACAGAAAUCCCAUCCACCGACAACAAACGGUACCUCCAAGAAGCGUACACAAUCCUGGCCGCGGCGCUUGGGUCCAAUGGCUACAAAGAAGUGCCAUCUCUCAACGAUAGCCGCAACAGCAAGGCCAAAACGUACGGGCAUCCGCCAUUUGCAAUCAAGGACGGGCUGCGAGACUGCCCAGCCAAGACAUUUCACGGGCUCGUGGCCAAAGGUCGCCCCAACUACCGCCUUGUCACGAACGCACGCGUCAACCACGUUCGUCAUGUCAACGGAAAAGCGACUUCUGUCUCGUACACGGUCCAAGGCGCUGCAGCCACCGUGACGUUGUCUGCACGAGGGGUCGUGAUGCUGGCAGCAGGGGCUUUGAGUACACCCCACGUGCUCAUUCAAAGCGGCAUCGGCCCCAAGUCGCAGCUCGAACUUGUAGCAGGGAAAGCGCAGUUUCCAGCUGUGUCGGCCGAUCCGUCGUCGUGGGUGGUCAACGAGAACGUGGGGCACCACUUGUUUGACACGACGGAAGUGCUGCUCACUGUCAGCCAUCCAAACAUGACAUCGUUCAAGCACACGGCUCCUGGUGCCGCCGUGCUGGCCCAAUACUUUGACCAGAAACGAAGUGGUCCGUACGCUGCCCCGGACCCCGUCUUUGUCGCGUACGACACCGCCACGGGAGCUGACGGCUUCGAGUACCAAUUCCAAGUGACUGGAUUUUGUCAUGGCAUGAGCGGCGAUGCCCCAAACCAUCUCGGCGUGGCGAUAUACCUGAACAAUCCAAAGUCCCGCGACCAGGCGGGAUUUCAACCGGAUGGCACGUGGCACGGCGACGUGAACAAGAGCUUGUACUUUAGCUCGGCGGGGGAUGGGGCGGCGCUGGCGGCGUAUGUAGAAAAGGUCGUGGCGAUGCUGGAAGGUCAAGGAGCCAGCCGCGUGAACCCUGCCAAGGCCGAUGUCGUGCCAGAUUGGGUGGCCAAGAACAAAAUCGGCACCAACCAUUAUGGCGGAAGCUGCUAUGCAUCUGGUGACGCCACCGAUAAGAACCGAUGCGCAGAUGCGUCGCUCAGGGUUGUCGGCACGACGAACGUGUUCGUUGCAGACGCCAGUGUGAUGAAGGAAGGCACGGUGAACCCGUAUGCAUUUAUCAUGUACGCCGGGUACCAAGCCGGAGUUAACGUCAAGGCUGCGUUGGCGAAUACCGGCGCGGUUCCGUCGAAGUCGCCGUCCCCGCUUGGCGGACAGCCAACGACCACUAUGCAGCCAAAUGCAUCUCCAACACCUUCGUUUGUCGGCGUGACUGUGUUGACUGUAGUGUGUGCUGUCGCGGGGCAAUGCCUCCAGUCGUGAUAACAUAAUACAGCUUCGUAUGAUGGCGUUAUGGUCGGAUUAAAUAGGUUGGCUGGGGUCGCUCGGGUUGGAUGGGGCUGUUGGCAGGCGCUGGCGCUUCCUCCCCGCGGCUUCUUGGCGCAUCUUCACCAUCGCGUGCAACGCGUACUGGAGGUCGCCGACUUGUCUUUGCAGGGCCAACAUGUCGGUUCGAAUGGAUUUCAAAUCUUGACGAAUGAUGUCUGUGUCGGUGAGGGGCCGCUUACGCCUUGCAUUCUGUGCCGUGCGCAUCGGGCGAGUAUUCAUGCUGGACAGCACCGUUCUUUUCGUGCGGCAACUCGUCGAAUUGUCAAGUGGCUCGGCGCCGGCUCGCUCGCCCGACGUCAAGAUCGAAUGUGUUCCAAUGUGGGUGCCGCACGGCUUG
Messenger RNA from Aphanomyces invadans, 2275 nucleotides. RefSeq lists its product as hypothetical. The coding region runs from base 46 to 1872 and encodes 608 amino acids. The transcript has a single exon. NCBI's taxonomy places the organism in Eukaryota, Oomycota, Saprolegniomycetes, Saprolegniales, Verrucalvaceae. Gene Ontology annotation, molecular function: flavin adenine dinucleotide binding; oxidoreductase activity, acting on CH-OH group of donors. The record is from RefSeq and is a predicted model, not a curated record.